GCUGCAGGCCAGCGCUGGCCGCGCCGGCGGGGGCCGCGGGGAAGGCCGUGGAGGUGUUACAGCCUUUUGAAAACCUUGAGAAACAGGAAAAAAUUUCUAACAGAAUGUCGUCAUCUUUUCGAAAUUAUUGUCCACAUUUGGAUUCUGUUGGUGAAAUAACAAAAGAAGAUUUGAUCCAAAAAUCUCAUGGUACUUGUCAGGAUUGUAAAGUCAGAGGACCAAAUCUUUGGGCAUGUCUGGAGAAUAGGUGUUCAUAUGUUGGCUGUGGUGAGUCCCAAGUAGAUCACAGCACCAUACACUCUCAGGAGACAAAACAUUAUCUAACUGUGAACCUUACCACUCUUCGAGUAUGGUGUUACGCUUGCAGCAAAGAAGUAUUUUUGGAUAGGAAAUUAGGAACUCAGCCUUCAUUGCCUCAUGUAAGACAACCUCUCCAAACACAAGAGAACAGUGUGCAGGAUUUUAAAAUACCUACUAAUACAACAUUAAAAACUCCUCUGGUUGCUGUAUUUGAAGAUCUGGAUAUAGAGGUGGAAGAAGAAGAUGAACUGAAGGCAAGAGGUCUUACAGGUUUGAAAAAUAUUGGAAAUACUUGUUACAUGAAUGCAGCUUUGCAGGCUCUUUCUAAUUGCCCGCCUUUGACACAGUUUUUCCUUGAUUGUGGAGGACUAGCUCGAACAGAUAAGAAACCAGCCAUUUGUAAAAGUUAUCUCAAGCUAAUGACAGAACUGUGGCAUAAAAGCAGGCCAGGAUCUGUUGUGCCCACAAAUCUGUUUCAAGGAAUUAAAACUGUAAAUCCGACAUUUCGGGGGUAUUCUCAGCAGGAUGCUCAAGAAUUCCUUCGAUGUUUAAUGGAUCUGCUUCAUGAAGAACUGAAAGAGCAGGUCAUGGAUGUUGAGGAAGAUCCUCAAACCAUAACCACCGAGGAGACCAUGGAGGAAGACAAGAGCCAGUCGGACGUAGAUUUUCAGUCCUGUGAAUCUUGCAGCAGCAGUGAUAAAGCAGAAAAUGAAAAUGGCUCUAGAGGCUUUUCUGAAGAUAAUAAUGAAACAACAAUGUUAAUUCAGGAUGAUGAGAACAAUUCAGAGAUAUCAAAAGAUUGGCAAAAAGAGAAGAUCUGUAAUAAGAUUAAUAAAAUAAAUUCUGAAGGAGAUUUAGAUAAAGAUAGAGACUCUGCAUCUGAAGCAGUUGACCUGAACAACCAGGAAACUGUCAAAGUGCAAAUACACGGCAGAGCUUCAGAGUAUAUCACUGACGUCCAUUUGAAUGACCUGUCUACACCACAGAUCCUGCCAUCAAAUGAAAGUGUUAAUGCACGUUUAUCAGCAAGCCCUCCUAAAUCAGGCAGUCUGUGGCCAGGAUUGGCACCCCCACACAAAAAAGCUCAGUCUACAUCUCCAAAGAGAAAAAAGCAGCACAAGAAAUAUAGAAGUGUUAUUUCAGACAUAUUUGAUGGAACAAUCAUUAGCUCAGUGCAGUGUCUGACUUGUGACAGGGUGUCUGUGACCCUCGAGACCUUUCAAGAUCUGUCCUUGCCGAUUCCUGGUAAGGAAGACCUUGCCAAGCUGCACUCGUCGAGUCACCCGACCUCCAUAGUCAAGGCGGGAUCGUGUGGCGAGGCGUACGCUCCACAGGGGUGGAUAGCUUUCUUCAUGGAAUACGUGAAGAGGUUUGUUGUCUCCUGUGUCCCUAGCUGGUUUUGGGGUCCAGUAGUAACCUUGCAAGAUUGUCUUGCUGCCUUCUUCGCCAGAGAUGAACUCAAAGGUGACAAUAUGUACAGUUGUGAAAAAUGCAAAAAGCUGAGGAAUGGAGUAAAGUUUUGUAAAGUUCAAAAGUUUCCUGAGAUUUUAUGCAUCCACCUGAAAAGAUUCAGACAUGAACUGAUGUUUUCCACCAAAAUAAGUACCCACGUGUCAUUUCCACUAGAAGGCCUAGAUCUUCAGCCCUUCCUGGCUAAGGAUAGUCCGACUCAAAUUGUGACGUAUGAUCUUCUGUCAGUUAUUUGCCAUCAUGGGACUGCAAGUAGUGGACACUAUAUAGCCUAUUGCCGAAACAAUUUAAAUAAUCUCUGGUAUGAAUUUGAUGAUCAGAGCGUCACUCAAGUUUCAGAAUCGACUGUACAAAAUGCAGAAGCUUAUGUUCUUUUCUAUAGGAAGAGCAGUGAAGAGGCACAAAAGGAGAGGCGGAGGAUAUCAAAUUUAUUGAACAUAAUGGAACCAAGUCUCCUUCAGUUUUAUGUUUCUCGACAGUGGCUAAAUAAAUUUAAGACCUUUGCUGAACCUGGCCCUAUUUCAAAUAACGACUUUCUUUGUGUUCAUGGAGGUGUUCCUCCAAGAAAAGCUGGUUAUAUUGAAGACCUGGUUUUGAUGCUGCCUCAGAACAUUUGGGAUAACCUAUAUAGCAGGUAUGGAGGAGGACCAGCUGUCAACCAUCUGUACAUUUGUCACACUUGCCAAAUUGAGGCAGAGAAGAUUGAAAAAAGAAGAAAAACUGAAUUGGAAAUUUUUAUCCGGCUCAAUAGAGCAUUCCAAGAGGAGGACUCUCCAGCUACUUUCUAUUGCAUCAGUAUGCAGUGGUUUAGAGAAUGGGAAAGUUUUGUGAAGGGUAAAGAUGGAGAUCCUCCAGGACCUAUUGACAAUACUAAAAUUGCAGUCACUAAGUGUGGUAAUGUGAUGCUCAGGCAAGGAGCAGAUUCUGGUCAGAUUUCUGAAGAAACGUGGAAUUUUCUGCAGUCUAUAUAUGGUGGGGGACCUGAAGUUAUCCUGCGACCUCCAGUUGUUCACAUUGAUCCAGAUAAACUACAAGCAGAAGAAAAAAUUGAAGUAGAAACUCGGUCUUUGUAAUUUUGAGGAUACAGAGAGUUCUAAUGAGAAAUCAUUUUCACUUCCUCUGAUAUAUACACAUGCAAAAACAUUCCUAAAAGCAUGUUUAUUUUCUUGAUUUUUCAUCUUUUAUCCAAUUUAUUCCUUCUUAGUGGGCAUUAUGGGAGUAUAUAUUAAAAUGUAUAACAUACUACAUGUUGGUGUAUUUCAUGCUAAAUACUUACUGUAAAGUCUUUUAGUGUAACACUUUUGAUAGAGAAGGACAGUUGUGAUCAGUCAGUAGUCAUUAGUUUAUCUUUGUGCUACAUGCAGAUCCAUGGCGUCCUCUGUGGUGUUGUAAAUACUUUUGCUUUGAAACUUUUUCCGUUACUCUAAAAUAUCAUAACUCUGACUAAUCUUUUCAGUUCUUCAAAGUUUAAUUCUAUAGUUUUGACAUGGCUUCACAUAAUGAAGAGCCUAUUUUAAAUUGAGAAUAGUAGUUGGAAUAUUGUUGUUAAUUUCCUACAGCUCAGGAAAGGUAGGGUGUUACUUCUUUUGCACUGCAGAAUAUAACUAGCCUAUUAAAAUACAAAAAAAUGUCUUUUUUUGAAUGUAUCAAGGAUGUAUUUAGUUUGAGUGGAAUUUGUCAGCAGGUAUCAGUAACUUAUUGCUGCUUAUAUUGUAAAAUGUUAAACUUCUAUUCCUAUAACUCUGGCUUAGUAUUCAUUAAUGUCAGUAACUAGAAAACUUAGAUUUAGUUUCAAGGCACUUUUUGAGAGCAUGAAGUGUGGAAUGUGUCAGUGAGAUUGUUGAUAAAGCUGAACCCACUUGCAAAUUGAUUUUUUAAUAAAAUACAUAGUCUUUUUGAAUAAUGUAGUAUGUACUGCUAUUUGCUUGAUUAUGUAAUGUCAAAAAUUUAGCUAUAUUCCAAGUACAAAAACAUACUGGAUUACAUGGUGGUUGUUGAGUAGCUUUCAUGAUGGUUUUGUUUUGGUAUGGGGCAGCUGCCAGCAGCUAAAGCAAUGUUGUUAAAAUUAAUAAAAGUGAUUUUAAAGUGUA
Molecule: messenger RNA, 3860 nt
Organism: Otolemur garnettii (small-eared galago)
Lineage: Eukaryota; Metazoa; Chordata; Mammalia; Primates; Galagidae
Gene: USP33
Product: ubiquitin specific peptidase 33
Exons: 24
Coding region: 105-2843 (912 amino acids)
Biological process (GO): protein deubiquitination
Molecular function (GO): cysteine-type deubiquitinase activity; zinc ion binding
Source: RefSeq, a predicted model, not a curated record